AUGGCCGACAAUGUAGACGAAGAGCUGGCCGAGUUGCCAGAGACGCCGCUACCGAAGCUGCAGCUGUUCAUCCUCGUCCUCAUGCGAAUCACCGAACCCAUUGCCUUCACCUGCAUAUUCCCCUUCAUCAACGAUCAGUGUGCUUCCGUUUUACCGCAUGUCCCUCGCGCCCAGAUCGGCUUCUAUAGCGGUCUGAUCGAGUCGUGCUUUGCCAUCUCCCAGGUCUUUGUCGUCCUUCUUUGGGGCCGUGCCAGCGAUUAUUAUGGCCGGAAACCGAUCCUUCUCAUUGGUCUUGCGGGCGUAGCGCUGAGCAUGAAUGCAUUCGGCCUGUCUCGUACUUUUCACGGCAUGGUCCUGUCCCGCUGCAUCGCCGGGCUUUCCAACGGUAACAUUGGUGUGCUAAAAGCGAUCUUGGCCGAAAUAACGGAUAAGACCAACCAGACGAGUGCAUUUGCACUAAUCCCCUUGGCCUAUGCUAUUGGUGGCAUUUUGGGACCGGCUAUUGGAGGCACCCUGUCCGAUCCGCUGGGAGUGGUCAAUAGCGACUCCACGCUGCCCAAGAAUGAUCGUCGUUUCCUGGCGAGAUACCCUUUCUUCCUUCCAUGCGUCGUCGCGAGCAUGUUUAACAUUUUCGCUAUCUUGCUCGGCGCCUGCUUUCUCCCAGAGACCCUCCCACGCCACGAGCGCAAGGUUCGCAGGCAGCAGCAAACCUCAGCAUCCCAAGAUGGGAGUGCCAUCGAAGCUGGCGAUAGCCUAGAGGCUGCAGCCCUCGCAGAGGUAAGCGAACGGAGAGCAGCUCCGCUGCUCACGCUGAUCACGAAGCAGGUUUUCAGCGUCAUCAGCUCGCAGAUGCUUCUGAACCUGCUCAAUGUUUCGUAUGCGGCUCUCCUGCCGCUCUUCUGCUACACACAUGUUACUGACGGAGGAAUCGGAUUCAAGCGGACGGACAUUGGGAGCAUCAUGGGCGCAAACGGGGUGCUCUCCAUCUUCAUGCAGCUUUUGCUCCUACCCUGGCUCAUGAAGCGCGUCGGCGGCCCGCUGCAUCUCUUCCGCAUUGUCGUGCCCUUCUUCGCGCUCGUCUUCCUCUGCUUCCCCUUCGCGCAGCAGCAAGCCGCGUGGGGAUUCACACCCGGCGUCUGGGCUGCGCUGGGACUGAUGGUCGUGCUCAAGACAGUGGCAAACACUUCGCUUGUCUGCGUCACGCUGCUCGUCAACAACAAUGCACCUUCACGUGCGGCCCUGGGCACCGUCAAUGGUCUGUCCUCCAUGUGCGGCUCGGCAGCCAGAGCCAUGGGGCCCGCGAGCGCUACAUCCCUCUUUGCAUACUCGGCUGCUCAUGGACUGCGAUGGCUCGUCUGGAUCGCUGGUUCGACCCUGGCGCUCACCGCGUGGGCCCUCACAUUCCGCAUUCGCCCUGCUGCACCUGCAUUAUAAACCUCCAUCUGCGUAUUACUGUUGUAAUCUUUUGAUAUAGAAACGG
Molecule: messenger RNA, 1480 nt
Organism: Tilletiaria anomala UBC 951
Lineage: Eukaryota; Fungi; Basidiomycota; Exobasidiomycetes; Georgefischeriales; Tilletiariaceae
Product: MFS general substrate transporter
Exons: 6
Coding region: 1-1434 (477 amino acids)
Biological process (GO): transmembrane transport
Molecular function (GO): transmembrane transporter activity
Source: RefSeq, a predicted model, not a curated record